GAGGACGAGGAUGGGGUUAUCCAGAUAUCCUCUGUAAAAGUAGCGUGCUCAUAGUCAUCGCAGGUAUGCAUUACAAAUCUAGUUGCUUAGGUAAAUCCGCAUUACAAAUUCCGUUUGUCAUGCUGAGCUAAUUUGUAUUGCAAUACUGCGAGUGCGAUGCUUUUGCAGUUCAUACUAGAAGCCAAGAUGCAAAGAGAAGCUGGCCGACGAAGAGAGACAGGACGAAGAGGAAGAUGACGUCGUUUAUGCAAUGCAAAAGUAUCGUACUCGUAGUAAUUGCAUUUAUGCGUGACAAAUCGCUUUAUCAUGCUUACAGAGCUAUAUGCAAUUUAUACUAGUACGAUGGGAUGCUUUUGCAUUCGAUAACGUUGGGGUUAUCCAGAAGCCAAGAUGCAAAAAGAAGCUAGCCGACGAAGAGAGCGAGGACGAAGAGGAAGAAGUCGUGAAAAAUAAGCCGCUUGGAGAAAACGCUCAGCCCCCGGCGGCGGAUGAAAUUGAAAGUGAAACCACUGCUCAUUCGAAGGCGAAGUCCAC
Amoebophrya sp. A120 is the source of this 534-nucleotide messenger RNA. The record is from the annotation of a GenBank genome assembly. Lineage: Eukaryota; Dinophyceae; Syndiniales; Amoebophryaceae.